Molecule: messenger RNA, 1735 nt
Organism: Tachyglossus aculeatus (Australian echidna)
Lineage: Eukaryota; Metazoa; Chordata; Mammalia; Monotremata; Tachyglossidae
Gene: IRGQ
Product: immunity related GTPase Q
Exons: 3
Coding region: 54-1661 (535 amino acids)
Cellular component (GO): membrane
Molecular function (GO): GTP binding
Source: RefSeq, a predicted model, not a curated record
GGCGGAGCCACAGCCGCCCGGCCAACCUCAGCUGUUUGUCGGCCCUGCCAGCCAUGCCUGCCCCCGGCGGGGACGUGACCGCCCUGUUCCUGGGCCCCCCGGGGUCGGGGAAGUCGCGGCUGAUCCGGGCCCUGCGACGGCCGGACACGAGGGAGCCGGACACCGGGGUCCCCAGCCUGUUCCCCGCGGGCCCGGGGCUCUUCCUGGGUGAGCUGAGCUGCCCACCCAAUGCCCCGGGCCCUUGGGCAGCUCAGGCUGAUGUGCUGGUCCUGGUCCUGCCAGGGGGGCCGGGGGAGGAGCUGGCAGAGGCUGGCAGGGCCGCCCUGGCCCGGGGGACCCCGGUGCUGGCCGUGCUGACCCUCGGCCUCCAGGAUGGCGAGGAGGGCGAGGAUGAAGAGGAGACCCGGGCCCGCGGGCAGCUGGCCACCGCAGGCCUGGACUCCAUCCCCACCUUCGUCCUGGCCGGCGCCCAGCCCCGUGGGGCCCAGUGGGCAGCGCUCAGAGCCGCCCUGGAGACAGAAGUGGCCGCCCUGGAGAGGGUGCUCCCACCGGCCCAGGAGGGCUUCGAGGUGCUGGGUGAGGAGGAGUUGGCGGCCGUCCGGGAGGCCUUCGAGGCCGGAGGCCUAGAGGCUGUGCUGUCCUGGGUCCGCGCUAGCCUGGAGCGGCUGGGGAGUGCCCAGGUAGACCUGGGGGUGGUGGGCGAGGGGGCCGGGGCCGUGCUGGAUGCCCUGCGGGGCCUGGGGGAGGGAGACGAAGGGGCCGCCCCGGCCGAGCCCCCGCCCCGGCCGGUCCCCUACCCGGUCCCCGACCACCCGAACGUGGUGCUGUGGGCGCUGCCCGCCGGGCCCCCCGAGGACGCCCACCCGCGCUGCCACGCCGUGGUCCUCGUGUCCCCCGGCCCGCCGGGGCCGGAAGAGGUGGCCCAGGGGCAGGUGCUGAGUGAGGCGGGCACCCCCUGCUUCCACGUGCGGACAGACGGGGUGGGGCCGGGGCCCGGCGGCGGGCCGGAGGGCCCCGAUGACGAGAGCUGGGAGGUCCUGGGUGGGGAGGACCCCGAGCCGCCCCCCACGGCCUUCCCUCUGCAUCCUGGAGGUCUGCCCGGCCUCCAGGAGGCCCUCCGCCGGGCUCUCGCCCCGGCCCAGGCGACCGCCCUGCUCCUCGCCCUGCCUCCGGCCUCCCCCACCGGGGCCCGGGACAAAGCGGAAGCCCUGAGAGGGCAGGCCUGGCGCCCGGCCCUGCUGGCCAGCCUGGCCGCCACAGCCCCCGUGCCGGGGCUGGGCUGGGCCUGCGACGUGGCCCUGCUGAGGGGUCAGCUGGCCGAGUACCUUCGGGAGCUGGGCCUGGAGCCGGGGGUCCUGGCCCGCAGGGAGCGAGCCCUGGGGCUGCCCCCGGGCACGCUGGCGGCCUUGGCCCGCUCCGCCCUGUCCCACGGUGCCACCCGCGAGGCGGUGGAGGAGCGGCUGAGGGGCUGGGCGGGCGAGGGCCGCGCUGGGGGGGUCCUGCUGGGGGCCCUGGGCUUCCUGUUCCCCAUGGGAGGGGCGGUGGCCACCGGCGGGCUGGGCUACCGGGCCGCCCACGGGGUCCUCAGUCAGGGCCUGGCCGAGCUGCAGGCCGACGCCGAGGCGGUGCUGGGGGCCCACCCGGAGGCCCCGGAGUCCUGAGGGCCCCGAUCCACCCAACCUUGGCGGGGGCAGAGCGUCGUGGAAAAUAAAACUGCCGGGACUGGCCAACCGGA